Molecule: messenger RNA, 768 nt
Organism: Closterium sp. Yama58-4
Lineage: Eukaryota; Viridiplantae; Streptophyta; Zygnematophyceae; Desmidiales; Closteriaceae
Source: the annotation of a GenBank genome assembly
AUGGCCUCUCGCCGCUCGCCGCCCUCAGCAUUGUCCCCGCUGCGCAGAGUUUCCCUUUCCCCCGCUGCGCUGCUCGUUCUAGGCCUGGCCCUUCUUGGCCUAUCCUGGCCGUCCAUCGCCGCGUCAUCCCGGCGCGUGCUGCUGCAGGCCGGCGGCGCGGGAUCGGAUGGCGCGGCGGCGUUCGGGAGCCGCGUGAUCUUCAACUCGAUGCAGAACGUGGGCGUGCAGGACGGCGGCGCCAUCUCGCUCACGCUCGACCGCACGGGAGGAGCGGGGUUUGAGUGCAGCGACGCAUACAGCUUUGGCACGUUCAGUGUGGACGCCAAGAUGCCUGCCGGCUACUCGGCUGGCGUCUGCGCCACCUACUUCCUGCAGUCAGGGUCAUACGAGCAGCGCAACGAGUGGGACUUUGAGUUCCUGGGGUCGCCCAAUAACUCGCUGGGCAUGACGCUGCAGACCAACGCCUUCAUUGGCGGUGUGGGCGGCCAGGAGGAGCUCUCCGCGUUUGGCUUCGACCCCGCUGCUGACUUCCACACCUACUCCAUCCAGUGGGGGCCUGACCAGACCGUGUGGCUGGUGGACGGGCAGGUGCGGCGGGUGAUGGGCAGCAGCAACCCGGCGUACCCGCGGGACCCCAUGCGAGUGUACUUCAGCAUCUGGGACGCCUCCACGUGGGCCACCGGGCCCAGGACGGCUCGCAUCCCCGUGGACUAUAGCUAUGCUCCAUUCGUGGUGACGUUCAGGAACUUCAAGUACACUGCAGCAUGA